UCGGCGGUGGAGAGCAAUGUGGCCCAACUCUAGAAGUUAGACUCUCCGUUGGUGGAUUGUAUAUUAACCGAACCGAAUUGAACCCACAUUUCUGAAAACUUUUGGACAAAUUCUUUAGAUAGUUAGUUUGAAUUAGCUGGCACAUAUUUGUGCUAAUUCUGUCGUGAAGUCCUCGCCAUAAAAGAGAAACAGUAACAGCUGAAUGAAAGAGAUGAGCACCUCCAUGCAGAUUGACGCAGAUCUAGUGACCGCCUACGAUCACAGUUUGGAGCAGCAAAUUGUGGGACGAGGUUCCAAUCUGGUGUGUACAGAUGAGGAGCUGUGGAAGCAGGUGGAGGUGCUGUUGAGGGACGGGGAUGCUCAGGAGACACACUGCCUGGGUCUGGAUCCACUGAAGGUGAUGGAGGAGUCGCUCAAAGCUGCAGCGGCAGCAGCCAACGCUGGGCGGGUCAAAGCCAGAGGAGGGCUUCGAGGCCUGGCCAAAGCUUUCGAGGUCGUGGAGCAAGCUGCCUUGAACCUCUACCUGGGUCCCUGGCGGGAGGAGUACAAAGUUGUCAAGAUGUACUCCGGUAUGUUCACCCACUACAUCAAACCGGUGCUGUCGAUGCCACAGAUUGAGAAACUAUUCGGCCUGCUGGGGUACCAGCCCAGCUCACCUCGGCGUGAGCAGCUCCGUCUCCAGUCGCCCAGAGUCAGUCCAGCCUGCCUGGACGACCUCCUCCGCUUGUCAUGUGCCUUCUUCCUGGCCCGCUGCGAGUGUCACCUCCUACUGACAGCUUUGGGGAAGCACGCUGGUGAGGUGCAGUGGGAGCUGAGUGUGGUGAGGGAGAGGCAGAGAGGAAACAGCCUACAGGUUGCUCUGGAGAACACCAAGAAGACGCUGGAGGUCAACCAGCCUCUGAUGGAGCCGUUUGAUGAAGUAGAUCUGUACACAGAUGAGCAGGUUAAUGGGGUGCCAAGGGAGGCGGUUGUCAAUGAUGAGAGUCCCCGCUCUUUAACCUGGGUGACUCAAAGCGGUGCAUCACCCCCUGUCAAAUCACAUGGCAACGGAGUUUCUUCAUUGUCCUCCUCCCUGCCUGCCAGAGAGGACGUCUGCAUCUCUACACUCAACUGCCAGCUGACCAAGACUUCCCCACUGGAUUCAGACACUACCAGAAGCUCCUCCGCCAGCACCAAGCAACGCAAACGUCCCAGUGAAGACUUGAUGUUUGACAGAGCGGACUCACUGUCACGCAGUCUGCAGGUAGACGCAGUAGGGUGUUGGAGGAGCAAAGAUGAAGCAGACUACUCUUGCAGUUGUCUCCAAUCUCCUAAUGUUAGUCUUAAACUCUGUCUUCAAUGCAACACUGUGCACGAUAUCACCUGUGCCUUCCAUGAGUGUUACUCCGCAGAGAACCACCAUGUGGUAUCUCCUGACAGUACGAGAGAAGAGAUGGAAGAACUGAGAGCAGCGUCGCCGCAGGGUGGAAGCCUCAGAGUAAGUGGUAUGAGUGCGUCGCCAACUCUCAGCAGCAGCAGUGCAGCAAUGUCCUCCUUAGUUCUGUGUGAUGACCCUGAAUCACUACUUCCAUCUCGUCAUCCAUACGCCUACCACGUCUGCUGCGUCCUCAACCCGCCGGACCCUCAGGUUCUUUGUCUCAGCUGCGGCGUCUUCCACUCUGGUUCCUGCAAAGAGAUAGACUUCUGCCAAGGUCACCACAAGAUCAAGCAACUGGGAGUGUGCCCCUGUGGGAGGGCGAGUUCCAAAAAGCCUCUGGUUCUGUGCCGAUAUUGUGGACGUGAGUUUUGUAGGGAAUGUUGGUAUAGAAGUCCUGUUGAAUGCAUCUGUGGCCAAACGUUUGACCAGUCAUCCUCUGUGUGAUUUGUAUCGGAAUAGAAUUGCACUAAUGAGGCACAACUAGCAAAAUCACAGUAGUGCCUUAAAUCUGCGUACUGGAGACGAAAAUCCAAGUACACUAAAUCAGAAAGUCAAAUGUUGCCUUGACACAGUACUGAAAUGCAGUAUUAAGUGUGCUUUGAUUUUUCUAUUUUGGUCCUCUUUCUGAGACUGUCAUUACUCUGCAUUCUUCUAAGUGGCCAUAUUUACUGUUGUCAACCUUGCUGAAAUAUUGUGUAUAGUUGAGACUUGGUUUGUGUUCUAAGUGUAAUUUACUGUGAAGCACAAGGACGUUUGUUUUCAUCUGUAUUUGUUGCCUGCGCACAGACUGCAGUAAAAAAGGGUCAAUAUGCCACCUGUCUGUGUUAAAUGUGCUUUAUAAUUCAAGAGCAAGUUACUUUCAAAAGGCACUGCAAUCAGCAAUCACAAUCAAAAUAUUAUUGAAUCAUAAUCAGUGAAUAUGCUGACUUUUUUGACAAUUUAUUGAUUAAGCGCUUGUUUGAUAAAAUGUCAGAAUAGGCUAAUUUGAUGUGUUUAGAUUACUUGUUUUUUCCAACCAACAGUCUGAAAGAGUUAUUCAGUGCAAUAAAGGACUUUGGCACCUGGAAAAAUACCUUAAAGCUCCAGUGUGUAGGAUUUAGUGACACCUAGUGGUGUAGUUGCAAAUUGCAAGUCACUCAUUUCACCCUCCCCUUCCAAGCUUUAAGUUUGUCCCUUCUGGGCUACUGUAGAAACAUUGCUCUUAUUUUCAAGUGGUUAUACACUAAACGUUAAACACAUACCUAUGAAUAUUAUAUUCCAUUUCUGCCAAUGGAUCCUCCUAAAUGUUACACACUGGAGCUUUAAAUGACUAAUUGUUUCAACCAAGUAUUAUUAUGUUUCAGUUGACACAAGAAAACAGUGCUUUUAAACACAAUGGGUAGGGAGUGGCAAUGUAAUGUGUGUUUAUGAUGACCUGUAUGUCAAAAUGUUACCUUUUCAGAAAAUAAAUGUCUUUUUAAGCUUG
This is a messenger RNA of Morone saxatilis (striped sea-bass), 2882 nucleotides long. RefSeq names its product spermatogenesis associated 2-like (gene spata2l). The coding region runs from base 203 to 1861 and encodes 552 amino acids. The transcript is spliced from 4 exons. The record is from RefSeq and is a predicted model, not a curated record. Gene Ontology annotation, cellular component: cytoplasm. Lineage: Eukaryota; Metazoa; Chordata; Actinopteri; Moronidae.